UGUCAACGUAUGUCAACGUCAAAAGCACAUUGGUGUUUGUUAAUUGUAAUUUUUAGGGUUAUUGCUUUUAAAAAUUGAAUGAUGAAGUUCAAACAGAAAAAGAAUACAAAACAAACACUGUCUGAUAGAAUAGCAGAUGCACUAACUAUUAAACCACGAGCUGAUAUAGAAGAUGAUGAAAUAUUUAAUACAAAACCAAGUACAGUUACACGAGCGGAUUAUAGUAGUUCCUCCGACGAAGAUGAAACUGUAAUAAGUGACUUCCGCAAGCGGAACGUGAACCUGCUUAGUGAUAUUAGCAAAAAGUAUGAAGGCAAGGUUGUAUCUAAAAAAGAAUUGGAAGAAAACAGUUCUAAUGAUCAAGUUUCCGAUGACGAAAGCGAUAACAAUGAAAACGAGAAAGAAACAAAACCUGGUAAGGGAUUAUCAUCUGAAGAAGAUACUGGAGAUGAAAGUGAUGAUUAUAGCAUAACAAAGUUCCAAAAACAACUUCAAAGUGAUUCAGAUGAUGAGAAAUCGUCAGAUAAUGAUGAUGGUGAUCAGGAAAGUGACGAAUCUGAUAAUGAGGGUGAAGGGUAUGAUAUCAGUCAAAUGGAGGAACCAAUUAAAGAACAAUUUGAACAUGUCAAAAAGCAGGAUGUAUCUGAAGAGGCUAAAAAGGGUAUCUGUGUCAGGAAUCAACUGUUAAUAUGGGAAGGGCUUCUGGAAAUGAGGAUUCAUUUACAGAGGUGUAUGAGCACAGCAAACAAAAUGCCCAUGAGUAAUAUAUAUAAAGAGUUAAAGGUAAACAAUGAUUUUGCAGAAGAGAGUAGUAAAACCAUAAAUAAUGUUUCUACAAUUUUAGAUAAAUUUUUAACACUCCAAAGUAUGCUUUUAAAAAACUUUCCUGAUACAAAAUCAUUAUCAAAAGGCAAGCAAAGUCAGGAAUCUAAAGCGGAGGAGAAAAAGAAAGAAAGCGAUGAAGAGAUACCAAGUGACACAGAUAACGAAGAAAUUCCAUCUGAUACAGAUAAUGAAGAACCUACUGAAGAAAAUAAAGAACAAACUAAAAUUAAAAGAUUGCCUAAAAAACGUAAACUAGACGAUUAUGAAGGUGAUAUAGCAACAUGUUACAAGUCAUUCAAAUCAUUCAGGGAUUCUACUAUCCAGAAGUGGAAUGACAAAACUCGUGUAGCAACAGCUGCAAAUAUAAAAAAUGCACCAACAAACACUAUACUUCAACAAAUAUCAUACAUUCUUUCUGAUAGGGAAAAGCUUAUAAAACGAACUCAGUUGAAACGGUCCGAAUAUGAUAUAAUUGGUUACAAAAAAGAGAUCAGCGAAGAAGAAAAUGGUCCAGAAAGCAAUCCGAUUACGAGAAGUAGAAAGGAUGAUGAUGAAUAUAUACCUGAAAUAUUUGAUGACAGCGAUUUCUAUCACCAGCUAUUAAGAGAAUUGAUUGAAUGUAAAUCGGCAGACAUAACAGAUCCUGUUCAGUUGAGUAGGCAGUGGAUAACCUUGCAGCAAAUGAGGAGCAAAAUGAAACGGAAGGUUGAUACGAAAGCUACAAAAGGACGGAAGAUAAAGUAUGUAGUCCAUAAUCCAUUAGUGAGUUACAUGGCACCGGAGAAAUUAACUAAAUGGAAUGAAGAGAGUGCAAAUGAAUUGUAUAGCUCGUUAUUUGGCAAAAUAUUUGAGCAUAAUAAUGUUGGUUUAAAUGUCACUUUGGAUGAUAAGAAAUAAACUAUAAUCCUCU
This is a messenger RNA of Zerene cesonia (dogface butterfly), 1735 nucleotides long. RefSeq names its product protein AATF (gene Aatf). The record is from RefSeq and is a predicted model, not a curated record. Lineage: Eukaryota; Metazoa; Arthropoda; Insecta; Lepidoptera; Pieridae. Bases 79 to 1722 code for a protein of 547 amino acids. The transcript is spliced from 2 exons. Gene Ontology annotation, cellular component: nucleus; nucleolus. Gene Ontology annotation, biological process: regulation of transcription by RNA polymerase II.